AAUGUUUAAAAGAAAAAUGUAAAACAACUUAAAGUUAAAGUAGAAGCUACACGGGACUCUCCAAAACUUCCGGGGUGCUGAAGAGCAUGCGCAGGAGAGACGAAACCAAACUCCACCUUAUUUGCAAAAUAUUCAGGUUGUCCACCCUGUUGGAGUAUUAUGCAGCAUAAGUCUGUGGGGCCCUUGCCAGUGUUUCUGCUCCGUGAAGGAAGAGCCUCCCUGAAGUCACUGGAUGCUUCUAGCUCUCAGAACUUUGCAGAGACACUGCCCACGGAGGUGAGCGUGAGGAUCUUCGGAGAGUUAGAUGCAGAGAGUCUCUGCAGAGCCUCCAGGACAUGCAAACUGUGGCAUUCAAUCAUCGAUCAGAGCGAGCACCUAUGGAGGCAGCAGUGCCUGCUGGUCCGAGCCAUCUGUCAGAGAGAGGUGGACAGCGACCGGAGUGAUGGCCUCUCCUGGAAGGUGACCCUGGUGAGGAACUACACCCGGAGCCAGGUGAAGACAGACUGGCUGACAGGACGGUACAGCAGAGUGAGUUCUGCAGACGAGCUGCUGAGCAGGAAGAUGGUGCCGCUGGACCCGGAGACGUGGGGAGAGAUCCUACAGGCUGAGCUCGACAGAUGAUGCUGUUAUAUUUUUUGUUUUAUAGCCCCUGAAGCACUUCUCUCUGAUUUUGACUCUAAUAUAUGUUUUAUACUCUGAGUUCACUUUAAUGCAACACAGACAAUUGUACAUAUAAUUUUUGAAUAUUUUUUUAGAGAAAUAAUCAUGAAUUGGUUUGAUGUAAAUGCAGCUGAGCUGGAAUUAAACCAGUAUUUGUUUA
This is a messenger RNA of Girardinichthys multiradiatus, 820 nucleotides long. Its product is annotated as F-box only protein 48. Lineage: Eukaryota; Metazoa; Chordata; Actinopteri; Cyprinodontiformes; Goodeidae. Bases 160 to 621 code for a protein of 153 amino acids. Gene Ontology annotation, molecular function: protein binding. The transcript has 3 exons. The record is from RefSeq and is a predicted model, not a curated record.